This is a messenger RNA of Thlaspi arvense, 1491 nucleotides long. The record is from the annotation of a GenBank genome assembly. Lineage: Eukaryota; Viridiplantae; Streptophyta; Magnoliopsida; Brassicales; Brassicaceae.
AUGGUUUCCUCCACCAAAAUCAAAUCCGUUGAUUUCUACAGGAAAAUCCCGAGAGAUUUGACAGAGGCGUCUCUAUCAGGUGCUGGGUUAUCCAUUGUAGCUGCUCUCAUCAUGAUGCUUUUGUUUGGAAUGGAGCUGAGUAGUUAUUUGGAAGUCAACACUACAACGGCUGUCGUAGUUGACAAGAGCGCUGAUGGAGACUUCUUACGCAUUGAUUUCAACAUCAGUUUUCCUGCUCUUUCAUGUGAAUUUGCAUCCGUUGAUGUGAGUGACGUAUUGGGAACAUAUCAUCAGAGAAUGUUUCUUUCUAGUUAUAUGAUACAGUAUAUGAUGUACUUACUGCCUUUAACCGAGCUGGGGCCUAGGGGCACUGGUGCAGAAUUCCACUCUGGCCUUGCGUUACAUAACAUCAACUAUGGAGAAGAAAUCCAUGGAGAAGAAAAUAAAGAAGAGUUUCCUGAUGGUGCCAUACCAUUAACCAAUGGCAGUUUUGAAGCGUUUUCACAUCACUUUCCAUUAUUGAUUGUUAACUUUUAUGCACCGUGGUGCUACUGGAGUAAUCGUCUGAAACCGUCGUGGGAAAAAGCAGCUACUAUUAUCAAACAGAGAUAUGAUCCUGAAGCUGAUGGGCGUGUUCUUCUAGGAAACGUUGAUUGCGUUGAAGAAGCUGCGCUUUGUAAGAGGAAUCAUAUACAAGGCUAUCCAUCUAUUCGGAUUUUCCGCAAAGGCAGUGACCUUAAAGAGGACCAUGGACACCACGAACAUGAAUCUUACUAUGGAGAUCGGGACACAGAUAGUAUAGUUAAGAUGGUGGACGGACUGGUCGCACCUAUCCACCCCGUGACUCACAAGCUAGCUUUGGAAGGUAUAUCCAAUGAUACAGCGAAACACCUUAAAAAGGCACCAGUUACAGGAGGAUGUAGAGUUGAAGGUUAUGUGCGUGUAAAAAAGGUUCCAGGAAACCUUGUUAUCUCAGCUCAUUCAGGAGCUCAUUCGUUCGAUACUUCUCAAAUGAACGUGUCUCAUGUUGUUACCCAUCUUUCAUUUGGAAGGUUGAUGUCUCCUAGGUUGUUGACCGAUAUGAGGCGAUUGUUGCCAUAUCUUGGCCAAAGCCAUGACAGGCUCGAUGAGAAAGCGUUCAUAAAUGAACAUGAGCUUGGUGCCAAUGUUACUAUCGAACACUACCUGCAAAUAGUCAAAACUGAAGUCAUUACAAGAAAAUCCGGUCAAGAACAUUCGGUGAUCGAGGAAUAUGAAUACACCGCUCACAGCAGCGUGGCUCAGACUUACUACUUGCCCGCUGCAAAGUUUCACUUUGAGCUCUCUCCCAUGCAGAUUAUGAUAACCGAAAACCCUAAGUCCUUCUCACACUUCAUCACAAAUCUUUGCGCCAUUAUUGGUGGUGUUUUCACGGUUGCGGGAAUACUAGAUUCGAUUUUCCACAAUACAGUAAGAAUGAUCAAAAAGGUCGAACUCGGGAAAAACAUUUGA